Messenger RNA from Saxophila tyrrhenica, 1440 nucleotides. RefSeq lists its product as uncharacterized. The coding region runs from base 1 to 1440 and encodes 479 amino acids. NCBI's taxonomy places the organism in Eukaryota, Fungi, Ascomycota, Dothideomycetes, Mycosphaerellales, Extremaceae. Gene Ontology annotation, molecular function: nucleosome binding; protein binding. Gene Ontology annotation, biological process: negative regulation of transcription by RNA polymerase II; heterochromatin formation. The record is from RefSeq and is a predicted model, not a curated record. The transcript is spliced from 5 exons. Gene Ontology annotation, cellular component: ESC/E(Z) complex.
AUGCCGACUGAGGACGUCUUCCCAACGCUCACGGACUGUGCUCGGUUAUUCCAAGGUGAUCAGACUCUCUUCGACGUGAAGUUCUUCCCGUACGCAACAGAAGGCGAUGAGAACAUCUUUGCCGUGACGGGUGAGAAGGAUGUCUUCAUUUUUCGGACCAAAGAGCAUGCGGAUCCGCCGUAUGAGCUUCUAGGAUGGUACAAAGACGCGUACAACAGCCUGGUGUGGACCAUCGACCCAACUACACAGCGGCCAUUGAUAUGCCUUGCUGGCAGCUCACCUAAACAGAUCAAGAUCCUCGAUGCUCUGACUGGCAAACCGCUACGGACGCUGCCCGGACACGGCAAAGGUAUCAAUGAUCUCGCCAUAUCUCCGCUCUCGACCAACAUAUUGGCAUCGGCAUCCGAAGAUUACACCAUCCGCCUAUGGGAUCUUCGACCGCAAUUUGAGUCACAACCAUGUGUAGCAAUGUUCAGCGGCGAAGGCCACAAACAGCCCACCCUGUCCAUCCAUUUCCAUCCCAAUGGCCGAUGGCUGCUAUCAGGUGGUCUGGACACAGCAGUCUGUCUCUGGGCUGUCCCGGACCUAGAUCAGCUCGACAAGCCUGAGGACGAGAUCAACCAACAUACCAAUCCCACAGUAAUCUACUACCCUCACUUCAUGUCCACAGAAGUCCACCACAACUACGUCGACUGCCUCCACUUCUACGGCGAUCUGAUCUUCUCGCGUGCGUGCCGUGAUCAGAAUGCCAAACCUGAGAACGAGAUUCUGCUCUGGAAGAUCGAUGGCUUCGACCACGACGAACCGCCUCCCGCUGACCCGCCCAUACCUGGCCCAACCACAUACACCCGAUCUUCCUUCCCUCACUCCCCUCGCUCGCGAGGCUUCCAGCGAUUACUGAGCUUCAGCAUCCCGUACACCGACCGCUUCUACCACCGCUUCGGCCUGCUGCAUCAACCGGGUAUGCGACCUAUCUUGUCGAUGGGGAAUCAGAACUCGACGUUCUUGUUCUGGGACCUACAAAAGCUGGAAGAAGGUUGGGACCCCGCGGAAGAGAAGAAGAAAGGGAGAGGCAGGGCCGGAAAGAAGGCGAAGCAGAAUGUCAGUUCGGAGAACCUCAAUCGCCUUGGAAGCGUGAGGUCAGAAAGCGUAGCGAGCGACAGCAAGAGCACCGGUGGCGGCGCUACCCCAAAACUCUCCUCCACAUCCAUCUCCACCCCCCUGACAGCCCCCGAGCGCAAAUUCGCCCUCUCCGACCCUUUUACGCCCAUCAAAGCACACUUCUCCGUCACGCCGAAGACGAAACUGUGUCGCAAUGCGAGGGGUCUGGAUGAGCAUUUCGCGACGAGUCAGAUGGCGUGGAGUCCGGAUGGGAAGUGGUUGGUUGCUUGUGGGGAUAAGGGGGUGGUUUGUCUUUUUCAUCGGGACAGGGCUGCAUGA